Messenger RNA from Asparagus officinalis (garden asparagus), 747 nucleotides. RefSeq lists its product as uncharacterized. The record is from RefSeq and is a predicted model, not a curated record. The coding region runs from base 79 to 747 and encodes 222 amino acids. NCBI's taxonomy places the organism in Eukaryota, Viridiplantae, Streptophyta, Magnoliopsida, Asparagales, Asparagaceae. The transcript has 6 exons.
GAUCCAUGCUCAAUUAACAUUGCUCAUAACUUUGAGGAGCAAGAAUUUAAAGGCAUAAAGGAGAUUUGGGUGAAGCUCAUGGAUCAUUAUUGUCUUGAGGACAACCCAGAGUCUUGGGAUUAUGUUAUCCCUAAAAUGGCCAAGCUUAUUCGGGGUUGGAAGAGUGCUCUAAAAAAUAGAUAUUUUACAAAAAUAUCUACUGAUUGGAAGAGGAUCUAUGAGCUUGAUAAGAGAGUUUAUCCAUUUAAUUGGAUGACUCUCAUUAUCGAGUGGGAGGGUGAGAAGAAGAAAAUAUGUGAGACAGCAUCGGUGAAUCGCAAAAUGAAGAUAUACGAUCACUUCUUAGGAUCUACUCCUUAUGCUCGGAUCGAGCAUAAGUAUUUGAGUGAAAACCCGGACGCUUUGACUAUGCCCCCGGCUCUUCUUGCUAGAAGAGCUUAUACACCGCCCCAGGGCUAUGAAAAUAUAGAGGGAAAUGACAAAAAAGUGGAGAAAAUUAAUGAAUUGGUCGCGGCGGUGGAAGCUUCUCAAAACGAGGUCUUGACCCGUGUCAGUCAGUCUCAGGGUACAGAGGACACUCCUGUAGAGCCUAACCGCAUGACCAGAGACGAGUGGAUGGAAGUCGUCGACGGAGCUUACGGUUUACAACCAAGAAAGAAAGGAAUAGUUCAUUUGUCAAGUGUUGUAGCUAAGAAAUUCACCACCACCAAUAAGCAUAGCAGCCAAUCACUUUCUUCCUACUAUUAA